This is a messenger RNA of Punctularia strigosozonata HHB-11173 SS5, 1410 nucleotides long. RefSeq lists its product as uncharacterized. Gene Ontology annotation, molecular function: ATP binding; 3'-5' DNA helicase activity; four-way junction helicase activity. The annotation marks the transcript as partial. Gene Ontology annotation, biological process: double-strand break repair via homologous recombination. Gene Ontology annotation, cellular component: nucleus; chromosome; cytoplasm. The record is from RefSeq and is a predicted model, not a curated record. The transcript has 2 exons. NCBI's taxonomy places the organism in Eukaryota, Fungi, Basidiomycota, Agaricomycetes, Corticiales, Punctulariaceae.
GACAACCCCACAGGCCGCGCACUCGCCCGCCGUCUGCUCAAGCCCCGCAUUCCAUACACCGAUGUUCACGAUUACCAACUCGAAGCACUGUGCAAGAUGAUGGAUGGUAUUGAUGUGCUCGCCACGAUCAAGACCGGGGCCGGUAAAUCAGCGUAUUUCUACAUGUUCAUCAUGCUGCUGCACGCAUUCCUUGAGGACCAGUCUCUCCAGGAAGUCCUCAAGCGUCCGGUUCCACAGAACCCAUGCAUGGUUGUCAUAUAUCCCACAAAUGGAUUAGAGGUCGAGCAGGAAGCUACCUUCCGCUCUUACGGUCUCCGUGCGCUCGCCAUCAACCAGGACACUCUUCAAGAUGCUAGAUCGCGCGGGGAGGACCUAUGGAAUGCCAGCUCUAACGGCGUAUCCCUCCUGCUACUCGGCCCGGAGCAGCUCACCUCCAAGGGCUUCGAGAAAUUGCUACAGACGAAGCAGUUCAAGGACCGCGUUGUCGGCCUUGGAAUUGACGAGGUGCACUUACUGGACACAUGGGGAUCUGGAUUUCGCAUCGCGUUCAAACAGAUCGGACAUGUUCGUGCCCGUCUUCCUACCCGGGUGGUCGAAAUUUGCGUUACUGCAACUGCGGUUCAGGGCGACCCUCUUGAUCGUAUCUGUCGUUUCGCUGGCUUGAAGGCAGGACAGUACCAUCGCAUACAUCGUUCCAACGCCCGGAGCGAGCUACGCCUGCUGUUCCGGCCUCUGAAGCAUGGCCUUGGCGGCUGGGAGUUUCCCGAUCUGCAUUGGGUCGUGGAGGAGGGGCGCAACAUAUUGAUUUUCGUCCAGACCAUUGCCAUCCAAUUCCGCCUUGUUGCGUAUCUCUUUCGCCAGCUUUCUGGGUCUCGCAAUGCAAACCUCGAGCGGAUUCGAAUGUAUAACUCGAUGGGAUAUUCCGAAUACAACAAGAAAACCCGGGACCUGCUCCGCAACCCUGAGCAUCAAGGUGUAAUCUGCGUGGCAACUUCGUGCCUGCUCGUUGGCAUCAGUUUGCCGGGCAUUCGCGAUGUGAUCUUUGCGGGGAAUCCAUCAAAUGCCGAUGACCUUAUGCAAGGUGGUGGACGCGCAGACCGCUUGGGUCUGUUCGGCGAUGGUCGCAUCAUUGUUUACUACUCCGAGAAGGCCAUGAAGCAGGCUCGUGAUCUCGUUGACACUCCGAUUUCUACCCGGCGCACGUUGAAGAGUAAGAGCCAUACACAUCAGGCUGAUCCUUUGGACAUCACAAUGGCACGGCUUCUUCUCGCCGAUUGCAAGACUGCCGAGCAGAACUCAAUCUACGACAACCCCUCAGAAGAUGCACCAUGUUUAUGCGGCUCUUGCGUAGGCCAGACCCCAUCUUCUCAAACCCCGCCGAUAUGCGCAUGCAGCGGGUGCACUCCUGAG